Molecule: messenger RNA, 5055 nt
Organism: Plasmodium malariae
Lineage: Eukaryota; Apicomplexa; Aconoidasida; Haemosporida; Plasmodiidae
Product: cation transporting ATPase, putative
Exons: 1
Coding region: 1-5055 (1684 amino acids)
Biological process (GO): intracellular calcium ion homeostasis
Cellular component (GO): endoplasmic reticulum membrane
Molecular function (GO): P-type ion transporter activity; nucleotide binding
Source: RefSeq, a predicted model, not a curated record
AUGAAAAGCAAAUAUAAUGUGCAGAUUUAUAGAAAAAGAAAAACACAUCUUAGAUUAGACGUGUUACUGUUCUUCUUCUAUGUAGUUUUCUUAAAUUUAAUUUUACAAAAUAAAAAAUUUGAAGCUCAGCCUUCUGAUUAUGAAUAUAUUGAAAAAUCAAAAAAUGAAAUUAAAGAAGAAAAUAUUUUUAAAUUUAAGAAUUCAAUCGACUCUUCUGACCAGUUAAAGCACGAACAAAACAUGAAAGAACAUGAGGAUCAACUUUAUAAUGAAUUAGAAGUAGGGAAAAACGAAAUAAAAGACAGUGUGGAAUUUCCUAAUAAUGAAAAAGGAAGUAGCAAAGAAAAAGCAGAUUAUAAUAAUAGUAAUAAUGGUAAAGAGAAAGAGUUUAAUAAUAAAAAUAGGGAUAAUUCAUUUAAACCUAUAAUAAUAGGUAAAUAUAAUUUAAUAUACAUUUUUUAUAGUGUCGAAUUUGUGAGUUUCCUGUUAUUUAUGUUUUUUCACUUGUUGAUCUUCUUAAUAUCACAAUGGAAUUUAAAUGUUAACUUACUUGUUUGUUAUAUUCAUUUAAAUAAUACUAAUCAGAAUAAAUACAUUUACAAUCUGAAGAAUUUAUGUACACAUGUAUGCAUUAAGCCAUUAACAAAAAAAAAUGAUAAGUCUGGAAUACAUAGCAAAGAACGGUUUAAUACUGAUUAUAAUUUAUACAAACCUAAAUCUGAAUUAGUUGAGUUGAAAAAAGGAAAAAAUGAUAUAUUCAUUUUUUAUAAACAGAAAAAGUAUAUAUUUAAUUAUAAAACCUUAGAUUUCGAAUCUGUUAAACAUUUUGAUAUUUUUAAUUUAUCUUUUUAUUUAAAAUGGAAUGGACUAAUUGAAUUUGAAACGGAUGAUAUAUAUGACGAAAUAAACAUGAGUCACACUUUGAGGGACAUAGAAGAAAGUGUAAACUAUUAUGAGGAUUAUUAUUAUCAUAAUGACUGUGAUGAUAGGAAUGAUGGUGAUAAUGGCAAUGAUGAUACUAAUAACUUAAAUGCCCUUUUUAGCAAAAUAGAUGCUCUAUACUUAGGUAAAAGAAAUGAUAUAGCCAAAUCAGCUAAUAAAAGUAAUAAAAUGUAUAAUGAGCUAGGGCAGGAGGAAGGGGGUAAUAUUCACUCUACAGUUAGGGGAAGGGGGAAAAAAAGUAAGCAAAUACAUACAAACGAGACAUUGAAUAAGUCCCAUGAAUCAAAUUUCCCCCAUGGUGAUAUAAACAAAAACAAGAAAAAAGUGGAAAUUUCUGAAAUAAAGAAUGAUGGGUCUAAUAAUGAUCCUUUUUUUUAUGAUUAUAAAAAAAAAAACUAUUUUGAAAUUCCAUAUGAUAUAUAUGUACAUAAUAAUUUAAGUAAAUACGGAGAGAAUAUAUAUGAUAUUCCAUCUCCUUGCUUUAAAAAAUUAUUGUAUGAAGCCAUGUUGUCUCCAUUCUUCGUUUUUCAAUUUUUUAGUAUUAUAUUAUGGAUGCUUGAUAGCUAUUGGUAUUUUGGAAUUUUCUCAAUUUUUAUUUUAAUAGUUUUAGAGGCACAACUAAUUAAUAAAAGAAUAAGAGAAUUUAAUCUUAUAAAUAGUAUGAAAGUUCCUGCACAAAAUGUAUAUGUGUACAGAAAUUUACAGUGGAAAAUUAUAAAAUCAAAUAUGUUACUACCUGGAGAUAUAUACAUUUUAUCAAAUGAAAUAAGAGGAAGUGAUAAUAUAUGUACAUGUGAGACAUUGCUAUUAGAAGGGGUUUGUAUAACUGAUGAAUCAAUUCUUACAGGUGAAUCCGUACCACUAAUUAAAGCUGCUAUUGAUAAGAAUGUGGAGGAAGAGAAUGAUGUUUGUAUAAAAAAGGGCGGUGAAAAAAAUGGAAAUAGAAUUUCGAUUUUUUCAAAUAAAAUAGAUAUUAAAAACAAACAUAAAAAGCAUAUUGUUUAUGCAGGAUCAAAUAUAUUAUUAACUAAAAAUGAGAAUAAUGAAUUCAAAAAUAAAAAAUUACCUAUCAGUGGUUGUAUAGGAAUUGUUAUAAAAAAUGGAUUUACAACAUAUCAAGGGAAAUUAGUUAGAACAAUUAUUAACACUUCAGAAAAGGUGAAUGCAUCAAGUACCGAUUCUAUUAUUUUUCUUAUUAUAUUAUUAUUAUUUUCUCUAUUCGCAUGUGCUUAUGUGGUAUAUUCUGUAUUAAAAGCCAAUAAAGAAAGAAAUUUAUAUGGACUUCUUUUAUCCGUUUCACAUAUUAUUACAGCAGUUAUAUCCCCAGAAUUUCCUAUAACAUUAUCAUUGGGUGUAACGAUAUCAAUAGUAUAUUUAUACAACUUAAAAAUAUAUUGCACGGAACCAUUCAGAUUACCCUUUUCAGGAAAAUCGAAUAUAUGUGCAUUUGAUAAAACAGGAACACUAACAGAAGACAAUAUGAUUGUUUUAGGUUUAUUUGGUCUAGAUAAUAAUAUUGAAAAGAUAAAUGAUAUAAACAAAUCUAUCAUUAGUAGGCAAAAGGUCCCUUUUUUUUCCGUAGCGGUUAUUGCAGGAUGUCAUUCUCUAUGUACAGUUAAUAAUAAAUUGUUAGGGGAUCCGUUAGAGAAAAACUCUUUCUUAAAAUUGAAAUGUAUGAUGAAGAGCUUGGACAGUACAUAUGUAUACACAAAUAACAAGAACAAUAGUAGUAGUAGUAGUAGUAAUAACAAUAAUAGCAAUGAUUACAAGUCGGUGAAUAGUUUUAGUAAAAAGUUAUUUAGCUUCCAUAAUGAGAAAAAGAAAAGCCCUUGUUUAGAAAAUUUUCAAAUUUAUAAGAGAUUUUUUUUUUCAUCGGAACUCCAGAGGAUGACUUGUAUUGUUCUGCAUGAAGGGUAUGAAGAGGAUUGGUAUGGAGAGGAAUAUGAAGAAUCUUUUACCCCAUGUAAACAUACAACAAAGGUAGAAAGUGAUAAAAUUAUUAAUGAAAAUAUAGCAAUUUUGGAUAAUUUAAAAAAACGAAAGAAGAAAGAUAAUAGCAAAAAUGAACCUACAAAACAGUACUUAGUUUUAAGUAAAGGGUCACCAGAAAUGAUGAAAAAGUUUUUAAAAAAAAUUCCAGAAAAUUAUGAUGAAGUUUUAAAUAGUCUAUCGAUAAGGGGUUAUCGUGUUUUAUGCCUUGCUGCUAAUGUUUUGGAUAAUAAAAUAAUUUCGAAAAAUGUUAGAAGAGAAGAUAUAGAAAAAGAUUUGUUUUUCUGUGGAUUUUUAACCUUUAUUUGUCCAAUUAAAACAUCAACACCUGAAUAUAUAAUUGAUAUAAAAAAUGCAGGAAUCAAGAACAUUAUGAUAACAGGAGAUAAUGCUUUAACUGCAUGCCAAGUGGCUCAAGAUGUGAAUAUUAUUCCAUCUGUAAAAUCUAAAGAUAUCUUAAUUUUAAAGCUAAAAGAAGAUUAUUCUCUUAAUGAUAGGAGAAUUCGUUUGGGUCCUUUAUCCCAAUCCAAUGAAGCCAUUGAACAAAGAAUUACUAAAAGUCUUAAUGAUAAGAUAUCAAAUGAUCUAAUAGGAAGUGAAAUUUUCAGCAAUCAGGACAAAGUAGAUGCAAUAGAAAUGUUAUAUAGCAUUGGUAAAUCAAGCAUGGUUGAAAAAAAUGUUAUCGAAAAAGUAACUAAAAUUAUUGAAAAGAAUAAAAAUGUAAGCAGCAGAAUUUAUUUUAUUGAUAGAGAAAAUAAAAAAAUGUUACCUUUUAUUGAUAAUGAGGAAUAUAUAAAAUUAUGUGAACAUAUUUUUUCCUUAUGUAUAACAGGAGAUAUAAUUGAUUAUUUUCUGAACAAUUAUCAAAAUGAUUUAACAUUAUUUAAUGAGCUUAUAAAGCGAGUGCAUAUAUUUUGUAGAGUAUCCCCUAAACAUAAAGAAAUUAUUAUAAAAACUUUGAACAAAUUGGGGAAUAUUAGCAUUAUGUGUGGUGAUGGAACAAAUGAUAUGGCAGCACUAAAAGCAGCUCAUGUUGGUAUUUCAUUAUUAAGUAUUAAAAUAAGCUAUAAAAACAAGGAGAUAGAUAAUAGCAAUAACAAUAAGCAAUAUAACGCGAACUCUUUGAACACGUAUGAUAAAGGUUACAAUAAUUAUUAUGCUAACAGUGAAAAUCAUUUUAGAAAUCCUUAUAAUAAUUUAUAUGCACCUUAUAACAGUAGUAGUACUACUACUGCAAGCAGUGGUAGUAGUAACAUGAAUGCAAAAUAUUAUGAACAAAUGAAAAAAUAUAAUGAGAGGAAACAAGCAUUAGAAAAUAUGAUGCAAUCCAUAGAUGACUCUUUGCCAUUGAUAAAAUUAGGAGAAGCAAGCAUAGCAUCUCCAUUUACAUAUAAAGGAAAUGAUAUAAAAUGUGUUAAAGAGAUUAUAUGUUGUGGUAGAUGUGCACUAGCAAAAGUUAUAAUGAUGUAUAAAUUAAUGAUUAUAAAUUCAUUGAUUACGGCCUUUUCAGUUUCUAUUUUAACUUUGGAUGGAGUAAAAUUAAGUGAUGCACAAACUACUGUUAUAUCGUUAUUAUACACGUCAUUAAUUGUAUUAAUAUCUAAAACAACUCCUCUUGAAAAUAUUUCAAAUUAUUCUCCUCCAAACUCUUUAUUUAACAUUUCUGUUAUCGCUUCCUUAAUAUGUCAAGUGUUUGUUCAUUUUUUUAUUUUAAUAUAUGGAUGGAAAUUAGCUAGCUCUUAUAGAGAACCUGAUUAUGUUCCGGACUUAAAAGGAGAUAUUGACCCAAAUAUAGUAAAUACUUGUAUUUAUUACCUAAUAUAUUGUAUUAAUUUAUCAAUUUUUUCAAGUAAUUAUGAAGGUUUACCUUUCAUGAUACCACUUCAUAAAAAUAAAGAAAUUAUUUUUAUAUUUAUUUCGAAUAUUAUCUUUUUAUUUUCUCUUGUUCUUAAUAUUUUACCUUUUUUAAAUUAUUUCUUCUCUCUUGUGUCAUUUCCCAAUUUCCACUUGCAACUUGUAUUUUUGUUUUUAAUGAUAUCAGAUAUUGUUGUUCCAUACAUCAUUUGUAAUUUUAUCAGAUAUUUAAGAUUUUAUUCAUUUACAAAAUUUAAUGUUAGAUUGUAA